Messenger RNA from Bombus terrestris (buff-tailed bumblebee), 5774 nucleotides. RefSeq names its product FK506-binding protein 5. The coding region runs from base 428 to 4087 and encodes 1219 amino acids. NCBI's taxonomy places the organism in Eukaryota, Metazoa, Arthropoda, Insecta, Hymenoptera, Apidae. The transcript is spliced from 5 exons. The record is from RefSeq and is a predicted model, not a curated record.
CAUUUUCCACAAGCAUUUAUCCUCACCUAUGUAUAUGUGUACGUUAUCUCUUUGUCUGCUUUUAUGUACCUUUCACUCGAUGCGAAUAUUCUUAGAAAACACUCAGCCACGUCCAUCCAUAGCUAGAAUGAUAAAAUGAAUAUCAAAUCUCAGUAGAUAAACAAAUAGGAAGAUAGAGGAAUUGGAACAUCUAGAGAUAAGAAAAUAGAAAAAUAGGAGAACUCUGCUUAAGAACAAGAAAGUUCCUCAUCACUCCAAUUUAAUACAAUUUCAUAAAGGUCUUGUCACUCCAUCAACAUUCCACUUACUUCGAUUCCAGUAUCUCCAAUCCUAAAAUCCAACAUCCCUUAAACACCAAUAUUCUACCAACCCAGGUAACAACAUCACGUGACUCAUCCACAAACCGAACAACCACAAAGUAGCCGUUAUGGCAGACAACGAUGAUGCGAUGGAGGACGAAGAAGAUACAAAAUCCGGCGAACCGAUCUCCGAACACACGCUUAAAAGUCCAUCCGAAGCUGCUGAGGACAUGCUAGCCUCAGAAUAUUGGAAAACACCAUCAGAUGCGCCAUCGAUAGCUUCAGAAGUGGUAUCCGUAGCACGAAAUAACGCUCGAGGCUCUCCAAAUGCCCAAUCCAGCAGAAGUAUCCAAGAGCCUCAAGAAGAGAAGCUUUCGAAGAGCCAAGAAGAAUUUAGAAAGUCUCAAGAGAUCGGCCUAAAUGACAAGAAGCCAUCUUUGGACGAAUUAAGCAAAGACAAGGUCCCUAAAACCACCAAGAUGUAUCGACAGUGUCAUCGUCGAUUCAGAGAGAUCAUCGGCAAACGCGAGCUGAGGAACGUGGAACUAGAGAAGCAUCAAGGUGAUCUGAAGAAGAGAUUGAAUAUUCUGGAGUGUUCCAUGCCAGCUGUGAUGGUCUGGAACAUGUGGAGAAUGAGUCAGGGUACCUGUGUUCCUGGACUUCAACGAAUCAUGGAGAAACAGUUUGAAGGUCCAGCUUCUGGAGAAGUGUACUGCCCCAGCACACCUAGUAGACACUUUGACUGUAGAGUGAGGGAAGUUGAGGCUGAGAGGAAACAGGCUCAAAAAAGAAUGCAGGAUGCCAAGGCUCUUUGCGCCGAGAAGGAAGCUGCAUUAGAAGAUAGGAAUAAAAGACUGGAAGAAGCUAAGCAGUUGCAACAGGAGAUUAAGUUAAGGAUUGAACAACUGACUGCCGAGGUUCAAAAGCUUAGAGAGACUGCUGCUAAAGUGGAGGAUGAUGGGCAAUGUGAAUGUGGAAUAAUAGAGUGCAAGAAAAAAUGGUUAGAGAAAGUGCCCAGCUGCGCGUCCAUCAAGUCAAACGAUAUCGAAUGUCUAGAAAAGUUACAACAGCUAGCAGAAAACGAAGUGUACAUGAAAAGAAAGAUCGCGGAACUGGAAAGUCGUGAGGAAGCUUACAUGAGGACCCUCCAACAAGCAGACGAAUUAUGGUGCAAGGUGGACGCUGACGCAGCCAGUACCGUGAGUGCCUUACAGGAACAAUUACACAUGAAGACAGCGGCGAAUCAACAAAUGGCUAAUCGAAUUUGUCAAUUAGAAGACGUGAUAGAACAGUUGAGGAAAAGGCUAGCAACAUGCAGAGGCGAAUUAGAAAAAUACAUGAGCAUAAGCAAGAUAGAGGCUUUGAUAGGCAAAGAUGAUGAUUUUGCUGAUGUGCUUGAGAAGGGAAUACUAGUUGAAGUCCCUGUAAAAGACAAAGAGGUUGGUAGAGUUGAAGACCUAGCAGACGUUGACGAUGUGGGUAUCCUGGUUAAGGAUGACGUGGUCGACAAAGAUAUUCUAGCUGUGGUAGAGCUAGUUGACAUCGAUCUAGAGGCCAAACCAGAUAUAGUUGAUGUCGACAUAGAAAUGAAACCUGAUAUGGUAGACGCUGCCAUGCGCGUCGUUCGAGCAGACCUUAUAGACGUGGAUGACGCUCAAAUGGCGAUCCAUCCAGACGAUUUUGCCUAUGAGGAUGAGAGGCUGAAGCAAGCUCAAGAUUAUUUGGCAAGGAUAGGAUCUCUUUCGGAGCUAGAUAAAUAUGGAGAUGACUAUAUCUGUGCUUCGGACUUUAUUUGCAACGAUGUCGUGCUCUCUGAAACUGGACUAACAGAGGAAGAGAUGAUUGCUUUGAACGAGAAUCGUGUUACACCACAGGAGUUACUAGAAAAAUAUGGUUGGAAGUUUGAUUUGGCAGAACUGAUGGCUCAAGCUACUGCGGAGGAUGAGGAAAUUCGGGCACCGCUAGCUGUUCCACCUGUUGAAAAGGAACAAGAAAUUGAGGUUCAGGAUAAAGAAGUAGAAGACCCUUCAACAAAAAUAGAGAUAACUAUCGAAGAAACUAUGGUUAUUGAGGAAAGUAGAAUUGAAGAAACUCAGGCUGUAGAAGAUAUUGACUCUGCUGAGGAAUAUGAAUCAUUAGAAGACACCGACGCUAUUGAGGAAAUUGCAGAUGUGGAAGAAGCUAUUCAAGAACCUAGACCUGUAGAAGACUUAGAAGCUAUUGAGAAGUAUGAAUCUGUAGAAGACAUUGAGUAUACAGAGAGAAUUGAACUUGUGGAAGAUAUUACCCCUACAGAAGGCAUUAGACUUGUCGAGGACAUUGGACCCACUGAGGAAAUUAAACCUAUUCCUACAGAUGAAAUUGAACCUAGACCUAUCGCAGAGAUUGCACCCGCUGAGGAAGUCAAACCUACUUCUACGGAAGAAAUUGAACCUAGACCUGUCGAAGAGAUAAGACCUACUGAGGAAGUUAAACCUAUUCCUACAGAAGAAAUUGAACCUAGACCUAUCGCAGAGAUUACACCCGCUGAGAAAGUUGAGCCUAUACCUAUAGAAGACACUACAACUGUAGAAGAAAUUAGACCUGUCGAAGACGUCAGACCUUUCGAAAGAGCUACCCCUCUUGAACCUACCAUAGUUGAAAAGGAAAAACCGCUUGUAGAUGAAAGGACAGAUGUUCCACCAAGCGAUGUUCCAGAAGAAAAAAUUGACAAAGAUAAUGUCCUGGUCCCACGACAAGAGAUGUUAUUAUGGCAGGAUGACGUGGAUACUAUUCGAACAACAAUCGCGGAAUGUCCUGAUUGUGUGGAUGUAAAGAAGGAAGCUGAUCAGUUAGCUACUAUGAUGUCAGCGUACACUGGAACCGACGUGAAAGAAAUAGUCGCGAAGCCGAGACCUCGCGAAGAAGCAGUCGUGAAAAUACACGAAGAGAAACUUGGUGAGAGAGAAAUUGAAGUACAAACGAAACCAAAAGUUGCUGAAGUAGAAGUGACUGCUGUGGCAGAAGUAGAAGAAAAGGAAGUUAUAGUCAAAGUUCCAGAAAAACCUGAAAGGCUGAUCGAACUUGAAUCAGAGUAUCCUCUUGAGCCACCAACAACGCCAUCGAUCUCUGGUGUGACACCUCAAGCAGAAAAAGUCGCUAUGCCAGAAGUGGUGCAAAAACUGGAAGAAAGUACUCCGGUUGCUCCUGAAGAAACUCCGAAAGAAGUAGUAGAAGAACUUGAGAAAAUGCCAAUGAUUCCUGAAGUAGACAAAGAUACAGAUCCAAUAGAAAAGAUUGAGGAAGAAGAAAUAAUGAAAGAAACCGAAGAAAUAAUGGUAGAAGAAUUAUCAGAAGAAGAAAUCGAAGAGAAGGAAGAAGAGAAGCUUCCAGAGAUAGUCGAAAUCAAGGUGAAGAAAGAUGAAAUUGAUAUAGAAGUCGAAACACCAGAGGAAAGAGAAGAAGAAUUGGUUCCUGAAGAGGAAGAGGAAAUUAAAGAAGUGCCAGUGGAAGAGAUUGAAGAAAUUGAAAUUCCAGUGGAUGUUAAGGAAGAAGAAAUAUAUGUAGAGAUAUUACCAGAGGAGCGAGACGAAGAGUUAGUUGAAGAAGAGCUAGUAGAAAAAGAAAUACCUGUAUGGAAGGAGCCAAAGGUACUUACAGAAGAAGAAAAAGAAAAAGAAGAAGAAGAACUCAUCUGUACCUGUCCACUUAUACCUCCUCCGGUUAGUAUCAAAAUAAAUAUUUUUUCAAUUCUAACGGGUCUAAUUUACCUGCAUGGAUCCUCAAAAUUUAUAAUCCUCAAAAUCUAAUCUCAAUCCUCGUCUUGCAGCCCCGCAAGAAAAUAGAGAUCACUCAAACAGAAAUUACAAGAAUCGAAACUGUUCAGGUGAUCACACAAACAGUCGUAGACGCCGAAACACAAACGACGCCAAGAAUAACCAGACAAGCUCAACCACAACUAGUGACUAUUACGAAAGCUAUAGAUCCUGAUUCAGCCACUAUGGAACAACUGUUGAAUUACAGGCAGCCUUUGAAGGAGCGAAUAGCGGCUAUGGCAAUCACUGGAAGCUCACAUAUACACAAAAGCACAUCCUUCCACGCGAGCGGAACAGAAAUUGGUGAUCGUCCUCCUUUUGUUCAGGAUCCUGAUAUUCUUCGUAGCGCUUUUCCUGGUCCUCGUGGUCCUCGUUUUGUUCCUCCUGGACCUGUUGGCUUUCUAGGUUCUCCUGCUGGUCCUCGUGGCCCACCUCCUGCCCGUAGUCCAAUUCGUAGCGUUCCUCCAGGUACUCAAGGUCCAGUUCCACCUCACCAUUCUCUCUCAUCUGUCCUCCAAACUCUUAGAGCUGAGGGAGCCCGAAUAAAAUCGGGCCCAGAAAGGGAACUAAGGUCCGUUUAUUAUGGCAAAAUGCCUGGCGAGCUAGAUCAAGACAAAUGCAACUGUUGUCAAUGUGGCAAAACUAUGCCCACUCCGUUACAAGGUCCUAAAACUCAAGUAAGACAACAGCCAACAUUGCCAAUAUUCAAAGGAAUACCAGCCGUGCCAGCGCCUAAGAAGACUAUCGGCCUAAGUACUGAUAAAACAGUGCAACACCAGAGUUUUUGCCCAGAAUGUAAACUGAGGAAGCUCCAGGAGGUUCUGAGAGCCCAGGAUCCUCUGAAAAGAACUACCAAGAAGCCCACAAAGGAUCAAGAGGUUUGUACCUGUGCAAUUCAACUUGGAAAGGGCUUGCCUUGCCACCAGAAGAUGAAAAAGAAGACAGAUCGAAGUUGUAUGGCGAAGAUUCCUAAAGUCAAGACUGAUCGAUCAAAGAUAAUAGAAGAUGACGAGCAAAAUUCAGUACGCUGCGCUUGCAGCGGGUUGAUAGAGACCAAGCCUGGGGUUAUGAAGAAGGUGCACUGUUCUUGCGGUGACCCUGAUUGAUCUUCGUAACUCAUUUUUUGAAAAAGUGGUAGUGAAAAAGGAUCAGAAUAUUUUGCUGAAGAACUUGUUUAGAAUUGGCUAUCGAUGGCGCUACUUGGAAUAAUACUUGUCGAUUUCUGGAACAUCUUGGAUGAAUAGAAGGAGGACAUGAUUCAUUCUGGACGCAUUCACCGGACGAAGAAACGUCCACCAGAGGCUUCUAACUGGCUGAACAGAAAUAUAGACUCAACGAUGGAUGCGACAAAGGAAAUGGUAUGUAAUUUCCAAUAAUGUGGCCAGUUGAAUGGCGCUCUUUUCAAAUCAAUAGUGCCAGACUAUUGUACCAGGGGACGAUAGUCCUUUCAUCGAACCAACGCGUAAUAGGAUCAAUAGUCAGCACAAAAUUAAAUUUGAGAUUAUCCAACUGUAAGAAAAAAAAAAAGAGAAACAUUUGCUGUGUCCAGUGUGCCAUUUUUUGGUAUUGUUUUGUGAUCGUACAAAAUGUAAAUUCGUCGCUCUGUACAUAUAUAUUAAAUUUUGCUUGUCUAUCAGAGCGUUUGAGUUUUUCUAUUGGAGAUUUUAUUGGCUUGUAGCCC